UGUUAUUACAGGGCAGUGUCUACCAACUGAAAUUGUAACCCUUGAAUACUAAAUAAAUCUCGGAGGAGAUGGGCACACAAAUGGCGUUAUUCGUGACUCUCGAAGUGUGACGGCAAAUUAGUUGUCUAAGGGUCAAAUUGCACAAUGGUGAUAUUUACACCGCCAUGUAGAGCUCCUUCCUGCGUCACUGGUUAUGCUGUUGCAGAAGUCAAUACUUAACAGUUUACGAAAGAUGGCGCAGUCGGAGCUCGUCUGUGUUGCUGAUUUUGAGCCGUAUUUAAAGCAGGGAUUGUCGGCGGUGGAAUAUGGGUACUACACCGAUGGGGCUGAUGGGGAACAGACACUUCGAGACAACGUCAAAGCCUUCCUGAGGUAUCGGCUCAGACCACGAUGCUUGCGUGACGUAUCCCACCGUGUGACCCGAACGAGCAUCCUGGGUCAUGCCAUUGAGUUUCCGGUAGGGGUCAGUCCGACUUCCAGCCAUGGGGUCAUACAUAAAGAUGGAGAAAAGGCAACUGCUAGAGCCGCAGCCAGCACUGGUACCGUGAUGAUCUUAAGUAUGUUCGCCAAUACAUCCAUUGAAGACGUGGCAGCAUCAGUUCCACAAGAAACCCUUCUCUUCAUGCAACUCAACAUCUUAGUUGACAGAAAGAUGACCGAGAACAUUAUCAAGCGAGUCAUUGCGUCCGGCCGGUACAGGGCACUAGUAGUGACCGUGGACCAGCCCUGCACCGGUAAAAUACAAAGUAGGAAAAAAAAAACACUACCUGCACAUCUAUCGUUGCCGCAGCUAGUUAGUCCCGGUGAAUCGAGCCGGUCAGUUUUGAUUAAGUGGAACAUGUUCGACCCUGCAUGUACCUGGGCUGACAUCAAAUGGCUUCAGGGUGUGACGUCAUUGCCUAUCAUUCUCAAAGGCAUACUCACAGCUGAGUGUGCCAAGAUGGCGGCAAGCCUCGGUGUUGCUGGUAUCUUAGUUUCCAAUCACGGCGGACGGCAGUUGGAUGGCGUAGCUGCAACGAUAGAUUCAUUAUCAGAGGUGGUCGAGGCAGUAAAAGGUUCAAACAUUGAGGUUUAUCUCGAUGGUGGAGUCCGUAAAGGAACCGACGUACUCAAAGCAUUGGCCAUGGGGGCUAGAGCCGUCUUCAUCGGUAGGCCGGCACUCUGGGGUCUCGCUUACAAUGGCGAGGCAGGAGUAAAAAAUGUUCUGGAUAUUCUGAAAGACGAGUUCAGCUUGGCAAUGGCACUGACUGGUUGUUCGUCAGUUGCUGAAAUCACACCAGGUUUGGUCAAGGCUUCCCCGUUGAGUAAUCUAUGACGUCAUUUUUCAUUCACCAAACAUUAUUUAUCAAUUUUGUUUGGACUAAACAAACACAUUAUGCAUAAUAUACUCUAAAUUUGCAAAUUGCUUUCUAAAACGCAGUUCUUUGUGAAAUUCCUUUUUUUCCUUCUUAAUCUUCUGUCUUUUUGAUGUUUUUAUUACGGGAUGUUUUGAUUUUGGGAAGUUUAUCAAUAUUCAAAUUUCUGUAGUUGUAGUUUUAGUCAUAGUUUUCCUGGAUGGGCCACCAAUGGUUGGGAUGGCCUUGUUCUUGUGGUUAAAUUAUUUCAGAUUGAGGGUUGCAAAGACAAAUUGACUCUAGAUUCGUUGGUUCAAAUCCUGCGCUAUAGUUUACUUUAUGACAAGUCGUUAGCACUGCAUGUUACAAACACACAUUCUGCCGUUCAUGCUGCAGUCACAGCGCGAUUAUACAUGCAUGCAACGGUCGUAGGAUAGUAGCGCGUGUCAGCUCUAACCACACACACAUUGGGCUCAAGGAUGAGUUUACCGUCCCCGUAACUACACUGCGCUUAACAAUUACUGACUUGAUUUAAAGAUUAGCUUUAUAGUCAUUUUUUUCUUUGUUCAACCCAAAAUCUUAAAAGAAUGCCCAGUCAGUUUCCCUUAUGGUUUUAUUAUUAUG
Asterias rubens (European starfish) is the source of this 1958-nucleotide messenger RNA. RefSeq names its product hydroxyacid oxidase 2-like. Bases 194 to 1315 code for a protein of 373 amino acids. Gene Ontology annotation, molecular function: FMN binding; oxidoreductase activity. The record is from RefSeq and is a predicted model, not a curated record. Lineage: Eukaryota; Metazoa; Echinodermata; Asteroidea; Forcipulatida; Asteriidae. The transcript has 8 exons.